Messenger RNA from Saprolegnia diclina VS20, 843 nucleotides. RefSeq lists its product as hypothetical. The coding region runs from base 51 to 710 and encodes 219 amino acids. The record is from RefSeq and is a predicted model, not a curated record. Gene Ontology annotation, cellular component: clathrin vesicle coat; membrane. The transcript is spliced from 8 exons. Gene Ontology annotation, biological process: endocytosis. NCBI's taxonomy places the organism in Eukaryota, Oomycota, Saprolegniomycetes, Saprolegniales, Saprolegniaceae.
GUCCGGCGGUCGUUGCCGUUGGUUUCGCCACUUUGCCUUCCGCAGCCAGCAUGGCAGACGAGUCCAUCGAACGCGUCCUCACGGUCAUCAACCAGUGCUUUGCCUUUGCGAUCCCGCCCCAGUCGUCGGCUGCGGGCCACCGCGCCGACUCGUGGCCCAAGGACCCGGUCUGGACUGGUCGCCUCGUCAUCUCGGUGGUCAACGACGUGACGCAAGUCCAGCUCCGCGAUCCCAAGACAGGUGGCCUCUUUGCGGCUUGCCCCAUCUUGAAGGACGGGACGCCCUCGGUGCAAAAAGUCGUCGAUAGCAGCCGCUACUUUGUGCUGCGCAUCGUCGACGCCAAGUCGGGGCGCCACGCGUUCAUCGGCAUUGCGUUCGAAGAUCGCAACGACGCGUUCGACUUCAACGUGGCGAUCGACGACCAUCAAAACGAGAUGAAGCGCGAAGAAAAUGCGAUCGCCGAGGCCAGCUCCAAGCCCGCGGUCGCCGUCGACUACUCGCUCAAGCAAGGCCAAACAAUCAAAAUCAAACUCAACAAGAAGACUAAGGAAUUCGACCCGAGCCCGAGUCCGGCACCGGUCCAGCCGUUCGCGCAAGCAUCGAGCAGCGCCAGCGGUAGCAAGAACGCAGACCUCCUGGGCUUCGGUGCCUUUGACGCACCUGCGUCCAGCACACAGCAGGCAGCGCCGAGUACGUGGGAGACCUUCUAGUUCCAACCACAUCUGGACGACAAGACACGAAACCAAAACAACAAGCUUUCCAGACGUCGUCGGUCGUCGUUUACGCGCGCUUGUCGCCGUUCCACUUGUAAAAGCCUUCGCCCGUCUUGCGGCCGAGCUUGCC